AGAGGACACGACGCUCCGGUUUCGUACAACAUCGGGAAAGCGGUCAAGAUCGCUCUCCUGGCAGUGACGCUGAGUUGAUGAACGCAUUGCACAACAAGCGUCAAAAAGCAGGUCGAACGCGCAUGUCACGCAUAGAAAGGAAGCUAGAUGCGCUUCUCAGUGUCAUUGGAGGAGGUGAUAGUGCAACAGCAGACGCUCGAGAGACCCC
Amoebophrya sp. A25 is the source of this 208-nucleotide messenger RNA. The record is from the annotation of a GenBank genome assembly. Lineage: Eukaryota; Dinophyceae; Syndiniales; Amoebophryaceae.